GAAAAUAAUUUGAUAAGAAGGCUUACCAAACAAACAAACUGGCAUCCUCCUCCAUCCACACCUAACACUUUGAAGCUUCAACUAUAAAAACAAACCAAGGAACCAAACAUUUCCUUUAUAACACAAAGAAAGUAAAGUAAGAUGGAGAAAGGCAAGUGUGUGGGUGUGAUUUGCUGUAUGCUGCUGCUUGUUUCCAGCAGUAGCCUCGUUGCCUCUCAGACGAUCGUCAAAGCCCUUCCCGGUUAUCCCGAUCCUCUCCCUUUCAAACUAGAAACAGGCUACAUCGGAGUAGGAGAAGAUGAAGCCGUGCAGCUCUUUUACUACUUUGUUGAGUCGGAAGGCAACCCGGACGAGGAUCCUCUCAUUAUCUGGCUCGCCGGAGGACCCGGCUGUGGCACUCUCCGGGCAUUCUUCUUUGAAAUCGGUCCAAUGCAAAUUGAGUAUGGGAAAUAUAUGGAUAACGUCCCAGCACUGAAACUGGACCCAAAUUCUUGGACAAAGGUGGCAAACGUUAUAUAUUUGGAUGCACCCACAUUAACUGGAUAUUCAUACACAACAACUCCAGAAGCCGUCCGUUCCAGUGAUACAGACUCGGCAAAACAAACCGCGGAAUUUAUGAGAAAGUUUGUUAGGGAUCAUCCAAGGUUUUUGAAAAAUCCCAUGUAUAUUACCGGAAUUUCAUAUUCAGGGAUUGUGAUACCAAUGAUCACUGAGGAGUUAUAUAAAGGUAACGAUGAAGGACUGCAGCCAACUGUAAACAUUCAGGGAUACAUGGGAGGAAACCCCUUGACAGACAAAACUGGUGAUAUUAAUUCUAGACUUGAAUAUGCUUAUCGUGUGGCACUUAUAUCUCGAGAAUUAUAUGAGGCAACCCUAAAGGAUUGCAAUGGAGAUUAUGCAGAAGCGGACUCUAACAAUCUGCGAUGUAUGCUGGAUAUUGAUGAAGUUAACAGACGUGUCGGAGACAUCAACAUCCAACAAAUAUUGGAUCCGGAUUGCGAUCCAGCAACCAACUUGGUUAGAGGUGGAAAUCCCCUUGUAAAGGGUAAUCGGAAAAUUUUAAAGGCCAAUCCAAUUAGAAUGCUUCCUACACGAUCUACACUAGUCACAGAUACCACGUUUUGCCGAGGUGAAUAUUAUGACUACGCAACUCUCUGGGCCAAUGACGAAAAUGUUAUGAAAGCACUGAACGUACGGCAGGGCACGGUGAAGGAAUGGCUGUUAUGCAACCUGGACAUGAAGUACAAUUACGGUAAACCUUCAAUGCCACAAUAUGAAUUUAAUGUUCGGAGUAGUGUGGUCUACCAUCAAAAAUUAACUCAGAGAAACUGUAGAGCUUUGAUUUUCAGUGGAGAUCAUGACAUGAUGGUUCCACAUGUGGGCACACGCAACUGGAUAAAUACUCUUAAUCUCACCAUCACAGAUAGUAAUUGGGAACCAUAUUAUGUUAACGGUCAAAAUGGAGGAUACAAAACCACCUAUGCCCGUCAAAACUAUUCCUUGGUCUUUGCUACUGUCAAGGGAGCCGGUCACACAGCUCCAGAGUUCAAACCAGCAGAAUGCUUCGAGAUGGUUAAGAGGUGGUUCGCCCAUAGACCUAUCUAGCCAACCCAACCCAAUUAAUGCAUCCUUUUUUAGUUAAUUAUUAUGUUGGCCAUUCCAUUCAUUUUAGUGCUUUGUUAAGCUUUUGUAUCGUUGUAAGUUUAUCCAGUCAUAUUUUAUACAUGUACUGUGGCGUAUAAUCCGGGUAUGUCAACUCGAUCAAACCAGUUGAAGCUCGCCCCGGGCACCAAGAAGCAGCUUGACCCUCUUAUUAGUUAUAUGGAGGUUACAAAUUGUUUCAUCAAGUGGCUUCAAUUCUUGUGUAAUAUAAAUAGGAGCUAGUGUUUUUUUUUUUUUUUUUUUUUUUUUUCAGAAUGUAGCCGUUGUAAUUCCAACUUUAUUUAUGUUUAAUAAUACAAACAUUUUGUGCUUCUUC
Helianthus annuus (common sunflower) is the source of this 1978-nucleotide messenger RNA. Its product is annotated as serine carboxypeptidase-like 18. Gene Ontology annotation, molecular function: serine-type carboxypeptidase activity; acyltransferase activity, transferring groups other than amino-acyl groups. The coding region runs from base 142 to 1605 and encodes 487 amino acids. The transcript has 11 exons. NCBI's taxonomy places the organism in Eukaryota, Viridiplantae, Streptophyta, Magnoliopsida, Asterales, Asteraceae. The record is from RefSeq and is a predicted model, not a curated record. Gene Ontology annotation, biological process: secondary metabolic process; proteolysis.